Symbiodinium natans is the source of this 458-nucleotide messenger RNA. NCBI's taxonomy places the organism in Eukaryota, Dinophyceae, Suessiales, Symbiodiniaceae. The record is from the annotation of a GenBank genome assembly.
GUAUGCUGAACGACCUCACCAUGUACAUCGGCCUCUAUGCCGCCACGAUACCAGCCAAGGAGCUGCUGAACGUGGUCCUGAAGGCCGCUGGUGACUCGUUGAUAGGCUACACUCGCAUGGACGAGGGGGAUCAGUACGUGCCCAAGCUCGAGGUUCUAGAGUUCCACGACUUGUGCUACCUCGCCUUGAACACCGUGGUGGAGUUCCUGGGAAUGAACCACGUCGGAGCAUUCCUCCUGGGCAGCGCUGUCACCUAUGGGGGUAGCAACUUCAACGUCUUCAACGGACCCGUGGCCUUCAUCGCAGCGUUUGUCCUCAACGACCUGAUCUACUACCCCUUCCACCUCAUCGCUCACAGGCGAGUUCUGUAUCCUUACUGCCACAAGCAGCAUCAUCGACAGUUUGUUCCUUUCCGCGGCUACGCCGACGCUGCAAACCAGCAUCCGCUGGAGCAGAUG